CAAUACAGUACGGAGUACAUUUUAACCUGAACACAGAUAUCAAUCAAACAAAAGCACAGACACGUGUUGCCCAAAAUCCACAGAUAGCUGUAGAUCACCGUAUUCCACAUGCAGAAAUCUCGCGUUCAUCCUACGAAAUCACGGGAGAAGAUUCAGCAGCCAGCUUCCCCCUCCCGGGAAAAGAAAAAAAGAAGAAGAGAAAAGCAAGAGUCAAGAGCGGCACAUGCCUAGGUGUCGUGCGAUCCUGUUCUCUUCUCCACCCGUUUCUUCCGGCAUUCGUCUCGCCGCUUCCCCUGUUCUCCACGUCGCUGCCGCUGCCACUGCUAGUUUAAUUGACCCGGCAAUGGCGCUUGUGGCGAGGAGUCCCCUGUCCUUACUGCUCGUGGCGGCGGUUCUCUUGUGCUCCGGCACCGGCGAGGCCCGCGUCCUGCUCACCCUCGACGACUUCGGCGCCGUCGGCGACGGCAUUGCCAACGAUACGCAGGCUUUCUUGGACGCGUGGGCCGCGGCGUGCGCGUCGGCGGAGCAGGCCGUCCUGGCCGUGCCGGCGGGGAAGUUCUACCGGAUCUGGCCCGUGCAGCUCGCCGGGCCCUGCAAGGAGAAGCUCAAGCUGCUGAUCGCGGGGACAGUGGUGGCGCCGGCGAGCCCCGACGAGUGGGCGGGGAGGGACCCCACGAAGUGGCUCUACAUCUACGGCGUCGAUGGCUUGUCUUUGAGCGGCGGCGGCACCAUCGACGGCGCCGGGAAGGAGUGGUGGGCACGCUCCUGCAAGCGCAAGAAGACCCAGCCUUGCAACACGCGGCCUCCUCCCAAGGCGGUGCAUUUCGAAGAGUGCAGGGGGGUGAGCGUGCAAGGGUUGACGCUGCAGAACGGGCAGCAGUUCCACCUGACGUUCACGCGGUGCAUUGACGUCAAGGCCAAUUUCCUCCGGGUGAUUGCGCCGGCGGACAGCCCCAACACUGACGGGAUCCACCUCAACGACUCCUCCAGAGUCCAGAUCAUGGAUAACCUCAUCUCCACAGGGGACGAUUGCGUCUCGAUGGUGGGCAAUUGCUCCCAUGUUCGUGUGGAGGACAUCUCCUGUGGGCCUGGCCAUGGCAUCAGCAUUGGGAGUCUGGGCAAGAACCGGACCACCGACAGGGUCGAGAACGUGAGGGUGGACACCUGCUUGCUUACCAACACAACAAACGGCGUCCGGAUCAAAAGCUGGCAGGGAGGCAUGGGCUCUGCCUAUAAUCUGAGGUUCGAGGGCAUCGUGAUGAAGAACGUGUCCAACCCCAUCAUCAUCGACCAGUACUACUGCGACCAGCCAACCCCCUGCGCAAACCAGACGCAGGCGGUGGAGGUGCGCAAGGUGGAGUUCGUGGACGUGAGGGGCACGUCGGCGACGGCGCAGGCGAUCAAGAUGGCGUGCAGCGACGCCGUGCCGUGCAGGGAGCUGGAGCUGAAGAACGUGAACCUGACCGUGGAAGGCGGGGGCGCGGCGCCGGCGACGGCUUUCUGCUACAAGGCGUACGGCAAGACCGUCGGCACCGUGGUCCCCGGUUCCUGCCUCGCCAACCACGGCUCCUCCAUGUUCGACCUUCGACGUGCUUGGAAGCAUUACCAAAAGCACUACCUUGUUGUCCGGUGCCGCAGCCAAUUAAGGUCCAUUACGAUUUACGCAGCGGCAGUAGUAAACAAACACAUGGCGAUAUCGCCGGCUCGUCUCGCGGCUCUGGGCGUGGCGCUCCUGCUGCUGCUGCCGGAAGCCGCCGAGCCGCGCGUCCUCCUCUCCGUCGACGACUUCGGCGCCGUCGGCGACGGCAUCGCCGACGACACGCAGGCUCUCCUGGACGCGUGGAACGCGGCGUGCGCCACACUCGACAAGACCGUCCUCAACGUGCCCGCCGGCAGGUCGUACCAGGUCUGGCCCGUCACGCUCGCCGGGCCAUGCCGGGAAGAGAUCAAGCUCUUCAUUUCCGGGAACAUCGUCGCGCCGGAGAGCCCGGACGAGUGGGAGCGACGCGACGGGGAAAAGUGGUUGCAUUUCUACCGGGUGCAGGACCUGUCGGUGAGCGGCGGCGGCGUCAUCGACGGCCGCGGGCAGCAGUGGUGGGAACAGUCCUGCAAGGGAAAGCACCACGGCGGCAGCAGCAGCGACAACAACAAUGACAAGCACUGCACGCCCCAAGCUGCUCCCAAGGCACUCCAUUUCGAGGAAUGCCACGGGGUCCGGGUGCAGGGCGUGACCGUGCAGAACAGCCAGCAGCAGCACCUGACCUUCACCCGCUGCACCAAUGCCAGGGCGAGCUUCCUCAGGGUCAGCUCCCCGGAGAGCAGCCCCGCCACCGACGGCAUCCACCUCGUCGACUCCAAGAACGUCCAACUGGCCGAUAACCUCAUCUCCACAGGUGGCGACUGCGUGUCCAUGGUGGGCAACUGCACGGACGUCCGCCUCAGAUCCAUCUCCUGCGGACCUGGCAGUGGCAUCAGCAUCGGGACCAUCGGCGAGACCCCGGCCGCCGACAGGUUGGAGAAGAUCAAGAUCGACACCGUGUUCAUGACCAACACAUCCAACGGCGUGCGCAUCAAGACCUGGCAGGACGGGUGCGGCUACGCCCGCAAGGUGAAGUUCCAGAGCAUCGCCAUGAAGAACGUGUCCAACCCCAUCGUCAUCGACCAGUACCGCACCUCCAGCCACCCGGCCGUCCCCUGCGGAUCAACCCCGGGGAUGAGCGCGGUGGCGGUGGAGAAGAUCGACUACGAGGGCAUCGCGGGCACGUCGGCGACGAAGCGGGCCGUCACGUUCGCGUGCAGCGUCGCCGUGCCGUGCAGGCGCGUGUCGCUGCGGAACGUCAACCUGACGUUGGUCGCCGGGCACGGCCACAGGGCGCCGUCGGCGUACUGCCGCGCCGCGUCCGGCAAGAGCACCGGCGUCGUCGUGCCCGAGUCCUGCCUCGCCACGCUGCCCAGGCUGCAGGGCGGUGCUGCUGCUGAUGAUGAUUAUGAGAGUGAGUGAGUGAGGUUCGGGUUCUUGGAUCCGUUCGUGCUCCGGGAGAAUUUCUUUCUGUUCGACGGAGUGGUAUUAGCUGUGCUUGUGCUUGUGAUUGUAGUAGAGUGCUUGUGAUUGUAGGGAUCCCGUACUGUAUGAAUUUUUAUGUACUAUUCCACUUGCUGUUUGACAAUUGACAUUGGGUACAAGUGUACAACAGUGCAAAGAUAGCCGUGUCAGAUACUCAGAUCGA
This is a messenger RNA of Brachypodium distachyon (stiff brome), 3227 nucleotides long. RefSeq lists its product as uncharacterized. The transcript has 19 exons. Bases 224 to 3001 code for a protein of 925 amino acids. Gene Ontology annotation, molecular function: polygalacturonase activity. Gene Ontology annotation, biological process: carbohydrate metabolic process. Lineage: Eukaryota; Viridiplantae; Streptophyta; Magnoliopsida; Poales; Poaceae. The record is from RefSeq and is a predicted model, not a curated record.